CGUAAAAAAUGAACUUCCUGUGGUUUAUCAAAAAAUCAAUAUUUUUUGCUUUUAAAUUACUAUUGUAUUUAUAUCUAUUAAAAUUAAAAAAAAUCUUAAAGACAUUUAAAAAUAGAGUUAGGUCAAAUUUUUUUCAAUUUUAACGAUUUUUUCUUUGUCUUAAUUAAUUAAUCAUAAUUUCCCGCUAGGAUAGCAUAUUUUAAUUUUUAGAAGGUAAUCCAUAAUUUUUUUAUUACUUCUUUUACGUGUUUGAUUAUUUCUUUUAUUUCCUCAAAGCAUUUUUCACCUUUAAAUAUUUAAUUUAUUUAAAUUAUUCAAAUGUAUUUCUUAGAAUAAUAUCAUAUACCCCUCUCAAAAAUUUAUGCAAGCAUAUAUUAAGAAUAAAAAUUUGAAUAAACCUACAUUAAAUCCUAACACAUCUAAAUAAUCAGGAUAUCUCCACUUUUAAUAAUGACAUAAGACUUUUCAGCGUACCCAAAAGCGGUGGAGUAUUGCGACUAUAUAUUAUUAAAAAAUUUCAUCUUUUUCUUGUUAAAUAAAUAAAGUUUCUAAAUAUAUGAUUUUUUUUCUGUUGAUGAAUGGAAAAGUAAGUUAAAUAUUUUUUCGAAUUUUAUUUUUAUCGUCUAAUUUAUUUUAUCAGAAUAUCGUCAUAUAAAAUAUCUUAAAAAAGAGACUCCUGAUUAAUAACGCAUAGUGAGCAAUAAGUUUAUUACAAAAGAAUGUAUUUGGUUAAAUCCUAAAUAGAAGAUGCUCUGCAAGCAUUAUUCUUCUAGAGAUAAUAGGUCUUCAAAAUAUUUCGUGUUUUGUGUAAAAUUUAGUUAUUUUAGUAGAAGAAAAUACAUCUGAAACCCAUAAUUUAUAUUGUGAUGCUUUUUAUUGAAAAAUAUAAAAUGAGAACUUGUACCCUAACUACAGUUUUUAAAUUAAAUAUUAAAUAAUUAUUUAACAUUUUAAUGCCUUGCUAUUUAU
This is a messenger RNA of Ichthyophthirius multifiliis, 969 nucleotides long. RefSeq lists its product as hypothetical. The transcript has a single exon. The record is from RefSeq and is a predicted model, not a curated record. NCBI's taxonomy places the organism in Eukaryota, Ciliophora, Oligohymenophorea, Hymenostomatida.